GUAAACAAAGCGGCAAUAAUGAGAAACACAUAGAAAGAGGAAAGGGAAGAAAGAAGCGAUAGACUUUGUCAGAGAAAGGGGAAAAAGAUGAGCUUGUCAUUGAUCCAAGGUUAUUCUUCUGCGGAAGAAGAAGCAGCGGCAGCAGCAACUGAAGAGGAAGAAGAUUACCAGGAUUUUUCAGAAGAAGAAGAAGAAGAAGGGCAUUCAGGCAGCCGUUGGAAGGCUUCAUACAAAGCACCCACCAAUGGAUCGUCAUCCUCUUCUUCCAUCCUUCCCUCUGCUAUAGACGCUUUCUCCCAAGUUUCAGGGCCGCCCCAGUUUCUUAGUAAUUCUGUGGAAGAGUAUGGGGUUGGAGCUGACCAUAAUCAGCAACAGCAAGGGAAGCACCGAAAGACAUGGAAGAGGAGCAGUAAUAAUAAUAAUAAUUAUAAUCAACGCAAGGACAAGAAGAAAGACUUACCUUCUGGAGCUGUGGUGGAGGCCAAACCUGUACUUGUUGCAAUUAGUGAGCGAGUGAGGAGUGAUGUUGGGGCCGGUGAACUUUCACCAUCAGUUCCAAGCACUAUUGAGGAGGGAGGAAAGCGUAUCUCAACUGCUACCAAUCCUGCUGCAGAAGAUGCUGCAGAGCUACUGAGGAUGUGCCUGCAAUGUGGAAUACCCAAGACAUUCUCCAGUGCAAGUGGAAUGGUCUGUCCUGUCUGCGGUGAUCGCCCGCCUAAUGACACAAGCAAAGAAUCCAAGAAGAAAGGUUCUGCUAUCAAAGAUAAGGAAAAGAGUAAGAGAAUGAAGGGCCAGUCAUCUCAUGCCACUUGGAAAAGUGAGACAGAGAUGCAGCUCAGGCAGCAGUUUGAUUAGCCUUGUUUAGAGAAUGGCUCCUUGGAAGCCUACGGUGACAGUUGUGUUAGGAUCAAGGAUCACUGAGGAAAACUGUGUAAUCGUUGUAGUUUAUUCGACAUCUAGCGGUGAAGUAGCUGAUUAAAUUAUAUAUCAGGGCCUUUCCAUUAUUUGAUGACUUGGAAGUUGUUGCAGUGUUGGUCAAUUUCUUCCAAAACAUUUGCCAUGCAAA
Molecule: messenger RNA, 1066 nt
Organism: Populus nigra (black poplar)
Lineage: Eukaryota; Viridiplantae; Streptophyta; Magnoliopsida; Malpighiales; Salicaceae
Exons: 4
Coding region: 88-855 (255 amino acids)
Source: RefSeq, a predicted model, not a curated record